AUGUGGACAACUUCGGGAAUGGCCUUGAUGGCUGUUCUACUUUCAAACUCAGCACUCGCACUCCCACAAGUUCCAGUCACUACCGUCGUCAAGACAGCCACGGUAUACGUUGAAUGGCCUGGGUUUACUGAGGAGUACAAAAUACAAGCUGAGAAAACCAGCACCACAGUGAUUAUGAGCACUGUCUCCGUCAUUCCACAGCCUUUGAGUGUCACAUCCAGCACAUCUCAGCUUCCCUCAGGCAUAUUUUACCCAGGACAAGCAAGUGGAAGCAUUUUCGCUUCUGGUUCUGGCAUCUCAUGUGUGGGUACUGGAUCUGGAUCUUGCCGACCUACUGGGAAGCCUGGUAGAAACAGUACCAGGACGCGAACACACACAAGGACCGUUGACUUUGGGUCUCAAUCCUCAUCAUUCAGCUUUUUUCCGUUGUCGACUAGCUCUUCAGCGUCUGACAUUUCAACAACGAGCAAUGAGCUUCCAAACUUUACCACCGUCAUUUCGAUCCCAGCUCCAACAAGUUCAUUAGAAUCAAGCUCGACAUCUUUAGAACCGUCUUCUUCUAUGUCUUCUGCCUCUUCAACCUCAACAACGACAGAGGCUUCUUCUCAAAUAGCUAUCGCUUCGACACCUUCAAGCACAGGCAUCCCAUUUCUUAGAGGUGUGAAUCUUGGUGGCUGGCUUGUACUCGAAAAGUGGAUGAACGACGAAGCCUUUUCUGGUGCAUUUUCUUCCGCAGUGGAUCAAUACACAUUCGACACCCUUCCAAAUUCCGCGGCAGCGCUGAAAACUCACUGGUCAACUUUCUUCACCGAAUCCGAUAUCAAAACAAUUGCCGCAACUGGUAUCAAUGCUCUAAGAAUCCCCAUCGGAUACUGGGCCUACGAUAACGCAGAUUCACCUUAUCAUACCGGUGCAGACGCAUAUCUUGAGAAAGCCAUCGGGUGGGCCAGAAAUGCAGGCAUGAAAGUCUGGGUGGACCUCCACGGAUCUCCAGGAAGCCAAAAUGGCUUUGACAACUCCGGUCAAAAAGGAAACGUGGACUGGCAACAAGAAUCCAACCUCGCCCGUUCUAUCGCCGUUCUCAAGACCAUGGCCACCAAAUACGGAAGCUUGGAAUACGCAGACGUAGUCGUCGGUCUCGAGAUGGUCAACGAGCCCAUCUCCUACGGAAACAACAAAUUCGCAACCACCCAAACUUGGGCACAAUCAGCAUACACUGCCGUCCGCGCAGCUGCUGAGAACAAAAAUAUGGUCAUCGUCAUGCACGACGCCUUCGAGGGCGCACCGAAAUGGACGAACAUCGCUACCUCGCUCAACGCCGAUCGCUCCUUCGGUGUCGACUCCCAUAUGUACCAGCUCUUCAGCGACGCAGACAACACCCUCACGCAGGCCCAACAUAUUACUAAAGCCUGCGGCUGGGCCGAUGAGCUCGCGUCCGCGAACGCUGUCAUGCCGACGUACGUUGGCGAGUGGAGCGCUGCGACGAAUAUCUGCGUUAACCCCGAUGGUUCGACCACCGCUGGUACUUCAUGUUCUGUAGACGGCUGUCAGUGCCAGAGCGUCGCGUUUGAUAAGUGGAAUGAGGGGAUGGUGGAGCAGGUGCGACGAUAUGUCGAGGCGCAGCUGGACGUCUUUGAGAGCAGUAGUAGUGGGUAUUUUAUCUGGAGUGCGAAGGGGCCUGGUGGGUGGGGGUUCUUGAAUGGGAUUGGGAAUGGGGCGAUUCCGAAUCCGGUUACGGAGAGGAAAUAUCCGGGACAGUGUGGUGGUGGGAAAAGGAGAAGUGCGAGAGGGAGUUUAGGGAGUAGGGGGGAGACGUGGUAG
Glarea lozoyensis ATCC 20868 is the source of this 1821-nucleotide messenger RNA. RefSeq names its product (Trans)glycosidase. Gene Ontology annotation, molecular function: beta-glucosidase activity. Gene Ontology annotation, cellular component: cell surface; extracellular region. Bases 1 to 1821 code for a protein of 606 amino acids. The record is from RefSeq and is a predicted model, not a curated record. The transcript has a single exon. NCBI's taxonomy places the organism in Eukaryota, Fungi, Ascomycota, Leotiomycetes, Helotiales, Helotiaceae. Gene Ontology annotation, biological process: glucan catabolic process.